Nothoprocta perdicaria is the source of this 3507-nucleotide messenger RNA. It is a transcript of the gene CCDC30, whose product is annotated as coiled-coil domain containing 30. The record is from RefSeq and is a predicted model, not a curated record. The transcript is spliced from 22 exons. Lineage: Eukaryota; Metazoa; Chordata; Aves; Tinamiformes; Tinamidae. Bases 18 to 3200 code for a protein of 1060 amino acids.
UGAAGGAGGUCGAGGAGAUGCUGGAGCAGGAAGGCUUGUCUGGCAUAGCUCACAGUAAUGCCAGUGAACAGAUUGCUUAUUUACUGGUAGAGAGAGCYGCGCUGCUGGAGAAACUGGAGAUUGCAGAUCAGAAGCUGAAUACCCAGAACUGUGUGGAUGGCCUGUGUGCAAUGCAGCUUCAGGAUAAGUUUCACCACAUUCAUCAAACCUUAGAAGAUGAACUCAAACAGCAGUGUGAAUCCAUGCGGUGCGGUAAAGAGAUAUCUUGCAGGGCCGAGCUGGAAAGGGAGCAAGCGCUGCGCACGAGAGCUGAGCAAGAGCUUGAUGAGGCCACACAGAGACUGCACGAGGCCCACGAGAAGAUCCAGAGGCUGACAGGCGAGCUGGAUGCGCAGAGAAAGGAGCAGAGCAAUAAAGAUAGCACCGAGCUGCAGAAGGCCAUGGAGCAAAACAGCAGUUUGGACAAGGAAAUUGUGGCCCUGCGAGCCCGAGUUCAAACACUCGACUUGGAAAGGAAAGCUUUCCUUGAUCUGGUUGAACAGCUCAAAGAGGAGAUCGGCGAUUAUCAAAAGAGUGAGAAACGAGGACUUCCAUUCCCUGCACCAAAUGAGGCUGAAGAAGUUGCAGUGUGCUCACUGCAGAUACAGGGCACAAAGGAUGAAGGGAGGGUUGAAGGAGGCUGUGUUCCAGGCCAUGCUGGUUUGGACCAAGAUGACAGAUACCAGGAUAGCGAAAUGCUUCAUAAAAGGUGCCGAGAGGUGAUUGAAAACAUUGAGGGCAGGAAUUCGCAGCUCCUUCACAAGCUGCAAAAACUGAAGCAGGAGCAUGAGGGUUUGGUUGAACGCAAUGAAGAAUUGGAAUCUAUUCUAGGAGAUACACAGAUCCAAACCAAGCAGGAGAWGGAGCACUUUGAGAGUGAGGUAGAAGGACUUCACCAGAAAAUCACAAGUUUAGAGAUGGAAUUACUUGAAGUGCAGAAGAACAGAACUGGGACGAGUGGCGAAGAGCAAGYGUUGACUGAUGGAGCACAAGAAAUGCGAGAGAUGCUGGAAAGCUGUCAGGAAAAGAUAGAGAAGUUGGGAAAUCAGCUCGGAGAGCGGAGAGAGCGGAGAAAACAACUUGCAUCUGAACUUGAACUGUUACGAGAAGACCUGAAGGCUGAAAAGAAGGAAUUGCCUGACUCAAAAUCAGAGCUUGCAAGCCAGUCUAAUGACUUCCAGAGUCUCCAAAGAACAUCAGCAAACAGGGAUGUCGUUAAAAUAUCCCAUGAGAAGCUGCAAAAAGAUAGUGCUUUGUUAGAUACAGAGGUCCCUGAACCCCUACAGGAACAUGAACAGAUUAGCAAACUCGARCAGAAACCUGAAGAUUUAACUGCUGAUGAAAAGGCUUGUGAAGAGCUGAUGGCUAAAGUAGURUUUUUGGAAGAACGGAUCCAAAACUUGAGGGCUGAACAAGAACUGCUCUGUUCUGAAUUACUAGAAAGCAACAAGAAGAGGGAGGAGCUAGAAAAGCAGCUUAAAGAGGGCAAUGAAGAAAAGCAGUUGUUACUGGAAGAAAUUGCCCAGCUGAAACAAGAAACGGUGGCUGCGUGGGAGCAGUGUGACAGCAUGGAUGAAGAAACUUUGAGAAGGAAUCAAGGCAUGGCCCAUAGAGAGAACAAGUUUCUCUUAUCUCAGAGUUCUGCAGGCAGUUUAGAAGGGAGCGUGAAACAGAGUCUGUCUGAAGAGCGAUUCCAGCAACAGGAGGAAAAGAUGCAGCAGCUGCGGCAGGAUCURCGUCGUGUCCAGAACCUGUGCAGCUCAGCUGAGAGGGAGCUUAAAUAYGAAAGGGAGAAAAACAUCGACUUACAGAAACAAAACCUCUUGCUCCAGCAGGAAUGCACCAAGGUCAAAGCGGAACUGAAGCAAGCCCGUGCAAAACUCCUGGACACGACUGAAACAUGCUCCUCUCUCUCAGCACAAUGGGAAAAAAGCCAGCAGAAGGUCAAAGAGCUUGAACGAGAGCUCCUGAAGAGCUCCCAGGCUGACACACUGCAGAGUAGUCUACAAGAGAAACUUUCACAGGAGAAGUCCAAAGUCUCCGAAGCACAAAAAAAGAUCUCAAAGCUCCAGCAGAAGCUGAAGGAAUCACAACACCAGCUCCUUCUGGCAGAGGCCCGUGUUUCAGACAAGAAACUCCUGGAGGAAGAAUUGAAAGAGGCUCGAGAAAAUGAAGCUCGAGUGCAGCAAGAACUGCAYGAGGAGUGCCUGAAGAGGAAGCUCCUGGAGCAGCAGGUGGAGGAGCUGCGGCAGCAGCUCCGGCACUCGCGUGAGACGGAGGCGUCGCUGGCCAAGAUGCGUGUGGAGCUGCAGGCCAAGACUCUGCACGUCCUGGAAGAUGAGCGGAAAAUGGACUCGAGCGAGCAUCUCCAGUGUCACAAGGAAAACCAGAAGCUUUCAGAGCAACUUUCACUGCUGAAGGAGGAAAACAAAGCCCUUUAUGAGGAAGGAGUCCGUCUCCUGAACCAAAAGGAUCUGUAUGUGAGGAAAUACAACGAAAUGCAGCUCCGACACAAAGACAAGAUCCGUCGAGCGAAAGAGACGUUUAUCCACGAGGUGAAACAAAGGGACAGUAAAAUCAAGCAGCUUGAAAGUGAGCUCAGCGAGUCAAAGCUCCAAGUAGAAAAGGGGAAGGUGCUGAUUGCACAGAUCACUGCAGAGAAUGAAAAACUGCUCCAGGAAAGAAGGCGGCUCCUCCAGAAGGUCUCUGACCAGGAGGACACCCCUUGGAGCAACAAGUCUACAAUUGCCACCCUCCAGAGCAGGGUGAAGAUCCUGGACGAGGAGAGCGUGCGGCUUCACGAGAGCAAGCUGCAGCUCUGCGGCCACGUGCCGGCCUCGCAGCGCGCUCCGAGGAGCAUCCCCGCUCCCAGCACCGAGGACUUGAAGAGUGUUAACUUCCCUGAACGCCAACUACAGAGUAAGAUGUUGCCAUCUCCCUGUAACAGCUUCCCGCCCCAAGAACUGCCAGACUCUCUCAGCACCCUGAGGGCCACGCAAGACACCAAGCCUGAAGGAGGAGCUGAAAGCCAGGAGUCCUCCUUUUGCUUCUCUCCUUCUCAGCCCUCUGAGAUCGGGUACUUAAACCUAACUUCGCCCGGAGACACCACAGUCUCCCAGCUGCAGGAGGAGARCCAGAGCUUCAGCUCUGAGAACUUGUAAAUGCAGGAGACCCUUGUCAAACACGUCCUAGCUGGACUGCAAGCCUGGGCUUCGGUUGCCUCGGGCUGCCAAGGACUGCAGGGGAGAGAAUUGCCAAAUGUUCGGUGAUUUCUGUGAUAUUUUUCAACUAAAUUCUUCAAUGGCUAUUUUUAACUUUACCCUGCUGUAAGUAUGUGUGUGUGGUUGAUUGUGGUUGAAAGUCGGAUGAGAAAGAGAAGAGGAGAGGGAUGAAGUACUUUUGCCACUGAAUCCUCCCUCCAUAUGCAGUSUAAAGACCCAUCUUUGUAAAUAAAACUUGUACAAGUUC